Molecule: messenger RNA, 1242 nt
Organism: Lindgomyces ingoldianus
Lineage: Eukaryota; Fungi; Ascomycota; Dothideomycetes; Pleosporales; Lindgomycetaceae
Product: glycosyl hydrolase family 5 protein-like protein/cellulase
Exons: 3
Coding region: 1-1242 (413 amino acids)
Molecular function (GO): hydrolase activity, hydrolyzing O-glycosyl compounds
Source: RefSeq, a predicted model, not a curated record
AUGCAUCACCUAGUGCUCCUCUUCAUUCUUACGUAUCCUUCCCUCCUCUUUGGCUUCCCUUCUGUGCCAUUCAAAAGCUCGAAACGAUGGGUUGUCGAUUCCACUGGUACGAACUUUACCUACAUUGGUGUGAAUUGGCCUGGAGCUGCAGAUGUCAUGAUCCCAGAAGGCCUGCAGUAUGCCUCAAUUAGGUCUAUUGUUAGUAAAAUCAAAAGUCUUAAGAUGAACGUCAUUCGCUUGACUUUUGCGAUUGAAAUGGUCGAUGAUAUCAAAGAUAAUGGUGGAGACGUGACGAUCCAGCAAGCGUUUAGCAAAGCCCUUGGGAGUAAAGGAGACGCUGUGUAUCAACAGGUACUAAAAAGCAACCCCCAAUUCAACGCUUCUACGACAAGGCUACAAGUUUUCGAUGCGGUUGCAGCCGAAUGCGCAAAUCAAGGCAUCUACGUACACCUCGAUAAUCACAUGUCGAAAGGUGCAUGGUGCUGUUCGACGAACGAUGGAAAUGCUUGGUUCGGGGAUACUUACUUUAACGCCGACAAGUGGAAGCGUGGUCUCCAGUACAUGGCGGAACAUGUGAGUCUGACAGAUUUUCCAUUAUUGCAAACUAAGAAUUGGUCCAACAUGAUCUCAAUCGGCCUCCGGAACGAGUUUCGGAAGCCAGAAAAAGCUGGAUCAUCCCAAGCAUACAAUUGGCAGAUAUGGUACUCUCAGAUGGUUGCAGCCGCAGACCUUGUGAACGCUGCGAACCCAGACAUUCUCAUCUUCCUAUCUGGUCUUGAUUUUGAUACGACGCUGUCCCCAAUCCCGGGUGCGAGUGAUCUUGGUGGAGGAAAAAAAUUCCAGCGGGCCAGUUUCAAAUACGCUGACAAGCUGGUGCUCGAGUUGCACAAUUAUCAAAACUCGGCAACGAGCUGUGAUAGCAUGAAAAGCGGGCUCUGGAACAAUGGCUUCAAGGCGUUAGAUGCCUCCGCGAUCAACCAAAUGCCAGUUGUCUUGACCGAGUUCGGAUACCAACAGACGGAUAGCUCAUACAAUGGGGUAUAUGCGAGCUGCCUGAGGAAGAUCGUUCCAGAAUGGGAUGCUGGGUGGACUAUUUGGGUGCUGGCAGGGAGCUACUAUAUUAGGUCUGGGACGCAGGACUACGAAGAGACCUGGGGGUUGAUGAAUCACAAAUGGACAGAUUGGAGAAGUGCGAACGCCAUCAAAGGAUUGCAGGAGAUGAUCGACGCCUCUCUGGGGUAG